Messenger RNA from Xiphophorus maculatus (southern platyfish), 1667 nucleotides. RefSeq names its product transmembrane protein 88 (gene tmem88b). Gene Ontology annotation, molecular function: PDZ domain binding. The transcript is spliced from 3 exons. Lineage: Eukaryota; Metazoa; Chordata; Actinopteri; Cyprinodontiformes; Poeciliidae. Bases 341 to 1021 code for a protein of 226 amino acids. The record is from RefSeq and is a predicted model, not a curated record. Gene Ontology annotation, cellular component: plasma membrane.
AACAAAGACCAGAGGAACUGUGAGAGCUAGUUUUUUCAUCAGCAUCUGUGCACACGGUGUUAGCAACUGAUUUAAAGUUGCAACUAGGACAAAAAAAAGGAGAAUAUAGUGGCUGACAACUGAGAUAAAGGAGAGAAAAACCAGAAGGAGCGGGGAGCAGCUGGAAACCACCAGAAAAAACUAAAUCAUACGAGAAAAAAAGCAGGAAAAACAGCUGAAAGAAGAAAGAGCGUUGUUGAGCCGAGCAGAGAAACCAAGUGACCUGCAGUCAUCCUGACGAGAAGCAAAUCUGGAGGAGGAACAGCCAGAGGUCCAACGGGCCACACAUCACAACUUCACCAUGAGUCUGAGCAGCACUCUGGAGAAGGGGGCCCACCACCAGGCCCUGGACCUCUCCGAGGAGCUGCCGCCUCACCUCCAUCACCACUCCAACCACCAGCAGCAUCUCCACCAUUCCAACUCCCUGGCAUCCACCACCGCUGUGGGCGGAGGCAGAGAAACCCCGUCGCGUGUGGUCAUACCUCCUCCAUAUUCCGCUGCCGAGAGUGGCGUUGUGGGGAGCGAGGCCCCUCUGGAGCUACGUGGGUCGCUGGACUGCUGGGCCUGCUCGGUGCUGGUGACGGCCCAGAACCUGGUGAUUGCCGCCAUCAACGCUUGCCUCGCCGCCGUUGUGUUCGGCACUAUCCUGACCCCGGCCAUCGUCAUGGUGGUGUUCGGCUUCCUGUGUCACUCUACGGUUCGCCCCCACGGCACGACCCCCUACUGCUCCGACCUGCUGACUGACGGAGGCUGCGUGGCUCUGCUGGUGGUGGGCUUCCUCCUGGUCACCCCUCUGCUGGUCCUGGCGUUGGCCGCGUACUGCCGUCUGGCCCGACACCUCCAGCUGGGCCUGUGCUUCAUCCCGUACAGCCGGGCCGUGUACAAGAACCUGCCGGCCACCCAGCACCGCGGCCUGGGCACCGGCUGCUGCGGCGGCAGAAACGGAGGCGAGAGCGGCGGGAAGGGAAAGGUCUGGGUUUGAGAGAGGAGAGAAGCAAGGCGAGGGAGACUAUUUGAUGACACAUCAACGGGAAGCAGGAUGAAGGUCGGGUAGAAUGAUUCAGAAACAGGAGGAAAAAAUAAAACAAAACCAGAAGAAUGUGUGUAAUGUCUCAUACCAAAUCAGAACAAUACCUGAUAUGGGAGGUUACAGGUGUGUAUGUGUGUGUGUGAAGGAUAGACUCCAGUUCUACUGACAUCAUCCCGAUUACAUUUCCUUCAUCUGGAACUCCCCUCUCUUUUAUAACCUUCAAUUAUGAAAAGUACAGAUUAUGCUUCACUUAAUGGAUUUCAAUGAAUGCUGUCGGUUUGCAGCUGAUUAAACUAGAGGAUCAAAAUGAAGCCACAGAUUGAAAACAAAAAACACUGCCGCAAAAAAUGUGGCAAAUUUUAUGCAAAAGCAGCAUAUUUACCGGACAUGGAGCCAUGUGUGACUUUCCUGAAUAAAUCACAGGAAAGAGGAAAUCUGAAAAUAGCGCUGGGUGAUGACAAACAGAUUUGCCUCUUAUCACAGUUACAUCAUCAUGGAAAACUUGUACUUGUGAGCUUGUAGUUUAUUGUUUAGCUUUGUGAACUUUGCCUGCAUCAUUUCCUUUUUUAUAAAUAAAGAAAGUUCUUGGAUUUUUCAA